This is a messenger RNA of Cladocopium goreaui, 2200 nucleotides long. The record is from the annotation of a GenBank genome assembly. Lineage: Eukaryota; Dinophyceae; Suessiales; Symbiodiniaceae.
CACAUUUCACACAGUGACGGUGGGUGGCCAUCUGUGCGGCCGAGCCUCAUGCGAGACGAACUUAGUCGCAACACCAUUGUGGGUGGAGUGCGCGUUGAGACCGCCAUUCAGCAGGUUGAAGAUGAACUUGCGAAAUGGCAGUGCAACAAGUACACGCACAUCACUCGAGCAGUCCCAGUUUCAGCGGUUUCAGCGGACCACAAGUCGGUCAUCAAACUGGAGACCAUUUUCAGCCGCCCAGCGCAGGAUUGCCCUGUGCCGGUGGCUGUGGUCUUUGUGUACUUCAACUUGGAUACGGCCACAGGGGCUUUGACGUACCAGUUUGAAGAGGAGAACGUUCAACACGAGGUAAGUGGUCAAAGUCUGGCACCUGGCAUGUACGAACGCUGGCUGGAUCGCAUCAUUGGCGAUAAGCUGCAGGUUCGACAGUUACACGACCUCGCUACAGCAUUUGAACAAACGCGCCUAGAGCCGCCGCCACAUAUCGAGGAACAGGCCGACUCCGCUCCCAUCGAUGCUGGCCCCCGACUUCCCACCGACCCCGCCGUGCCGGGCCCCGGGGGCCCCGGGGGCCCCGGGGGCCCCGGCCCCACUCCCAGCGGCCCUGGGGUGGCCGUGGGCGAAGCGGCAGAGGUGGAGAAAAUUGAGGCGGAGUUGGAUCUCAGCACGUUGCUGGCGAAUAUCUUUGAUGCAGCAGAUGAAGAGAACGAACUUGAACUCAGGCAUAAGGAAGUGGCAGAUCUACUCUACGCGACGCCAUUGGGUUUGACGGACUGGGAUAUUAAGUUGUUGCUCUCCACAGCUACGGAGUUUGAAACUGGCAGGAUAGAGUACAAGCCUUUCGUUGCAGCCGCUCCAGAGAUCAUUGAAGGGCUCCGCAAGCGCCGCGCCGCCUUCGAAGCCCGGAAGAGCGCCGCGGCCGCCGCCGAGGCGCCGGUGACGAUGGAGGCCAUCGAGCUGUGCUUCGGCGAAGAGAUCGAAGAAGUGGCCAGGACCAUGCGAGAAGCCUUCGGUCAAGUGGACCCAUCCAGCGUGGGAACCUUGACGCGUCACGAGUUCCGCAGCUGUUUGAUGUCGCGGAUGGAGCGGCUAUCCCUGCAGGAGGUACAGAUGCUGAUGCAGAUGUGCCGCGAAGACGAACAGGGAAACGUGCUGGUCUAUGAAGAGUUUCCCAUGCUGUUGCAACAGCUGCGUAUCGACGCCCUGCACAAUGCCUUAGUGGAGACGGAUAUCGCGGCCUUGCGAAUUCAUCUCAUUCUACUGGCAAGGCGGAUGGGCCUUCCAUCCGACAACAUUAUGCCGGUGUGGCACCUGCGAAACGUCCUGCUGGCCGCGGAUCAGCUGUGUCUGUCACGGACACAGAUCCAUGUAAUCCUGAGCAUCGUUCAUCCAGAUGAUAAUGGUGAUGUGGAGUUUGGCUACUUCUUGCGAGUAUGCUGCACGGUGAUCCCCUGGAUGUUCGACACCGCGGCCUUUGCCGAGAAGGCGGCGACCAUCGCCAAGGAGAAGGCGGACGCCUUGGCGAAACAGGAACUCGAGGAGUUGCAGGGCUUGUCCAGUAGUUUGGCCAACAAGAAGCGUGGCAUGGAUGAAGAAGAUCAGGAAGAUACCCAGCAGAAUGCCCCCGACCGCGACGCGGUGGAGAAAUCCCUGAUCCACGUGGGAACGCAAGCGGAUGACAAGCAUCGCAAUCCGCCCACGCUGGAGGUGCGGCGCUUUUUGGAGGCAAUGAAGCAGGAAGCCGAGAAGUGCCAGCUGUCUGAAUCUGAGUUGAGAGGCUUCGUGGCUGAGGCGGAGAUCGAUUCCAGUGGAGAUGUGGCAUACGUGGACCACAUCAAGACCUGGGUUCCCAUUUUGUUCGAGCUCCGGAAGUCCAUCAUCUACGAUGGCAUCCUGGCCAUGGAGUGGGGCCCCGAGUCCGAAGAGCUGGUGAACCUCUCCAGCUACGAGGCGCAGUUUCCACUGCACCAAGCCGGUGAGGAACGGCCCGGCUCGGCGGCCUCCUCGGCCAGUGGCAAACAGAAGAAGAAGUCCGGUCGCCCGGGCUCGCGCGGCUCCUCACGCAGCUACCGCAGCGAGAGUCAGAGCUCCCUGGGCAGCGAGAGGAGCGGCUCCAGAGCUGGUUCCAGACAACGAUGAGACAGUAAUUCUGCAAGAUGCAGGAGACUGCCUGGGCUGGGGCCUUGAUUUUUGGUCGGAC